Mandrillus leucophaeus (drill) is the source of this 577-nucleotide messenger RNA. RefSeq names its product homer scaffolding protein 3 (gene HOMER3). The transcript is spliced from 4 exons. Gene Ontology annotation, cellular component: dendrite; plasma membrane; cytoplasm. Lineage: Eukaryota; Metazoa; Chordata; Mammalia; Primates; Cercopithecidae. Bases 122 to 535 code for a protein of 137 amino acids. The record is from RefSeq and is a predicted model, not a curated record. Gene Ontology annotation, biological process: G protein-coupled glutamate receptor signaling pathway; regulation of store-operated calcium entry. Gene Ontology annotation, molecular function: G protein-coupled glutamate receptor binding.
UCCCCAUGCACAGGUGCCCCCGAGCCCCCUCGUCAGUGCCAACGGCCCUGGCGAGGAAAAACUGUUCCGCAGCCAGAGCGCUGAUGCCCCCGGCCCCACAGAGCGGGAGCGGCUGAAGAAGAUGCUGUCUGAGGGCUCCGUAGGCGAGGUACAGUGGGAGGCCGAGUUUUUCGCGCUGCAGGACAGCAACAACAAGUUGGCAGGCGCCCUGCGAGAGGCCAACGCCGCCGCAGCCCAGUGGAGGCAGCAGCUGGAGGCUCAGCGUGCAGAGGCCGAGCGGCUACGGCAGCGGGUGGCUGAGCUGGAGGCCCAGGCAGCUUCAGAGGUGACCCCGGCCAGCGAGAAGGAGGGGCCGGGCCAGGGCCAGUCACUGGAGCAGCUGGAAGCUCUGGUGCAAACCAAGGACCAGGAGAUUCAGACCCUGAAGAGUCAGACUGGGGGGCCCCGUGAGGCCCCGGAGGCUGCCGAGCGUGAGGAGACUCAGCAGAAGGUGCAGGUGUGUGUGGGCAGCAGGAGGUGGGGUGACGGUGGGUGACAGUCACCUCAACAGUCAGGACGAUAUCUACCUAAGACGAUA